This is a messenger RNA of Sodiomyces alkalinus F11, 243 nucleotides long. RefSeq lists its product as hypothetical. The transcript has 2 exons. Lineage: Eukaryota; Fungi; Ascomycota; Sordariomycetes; Glomerellales; Plectosphaerellaceae. Bases 1 to 243 code for a protein of 80 amino acids. The record is from RefSeq and is a predicted model, not a curated record.
AUGCGGGCAGAUUCGGGUUUGCGAUCCAAGGUUGAUACCGAACCGAAGGUGUGCGAGACAUUCGGCAUUGAACCUUCCGUGUGUUGCAUUUCCCCAGAUAGGACGUUCACUUCGUCUCCUCUCUCAGCCGUGUUCGGUCACGAGGUCAAGCCCCAAUCAAUGGACAGGCACGACGCCACGCCGAGCUCUCCAAGAGACAUUCACCCUCCUCGAACGCAAGCUGAGCUGAAGACGAGGCCGUGA